AUGCUCAACUCAACCAAUCACACCUUGUUUCUUUUACUUCUCUUGUUCGCCGUUUCACUUCCGCGUAAAUGUUUGUCUUUGGAUUCGGAUUCGCCUGUCCAUGGAAGAACCUUCAAUAGGCCUGAUCCUUUACGACAUUUUAAAGACUAUCACGGAGACUUUGAUGUUCGAAACAAACAUUACUUAGCUUCUGCGGCAUUUACAGGAGUUCAUGGAUACUCGUUUGCCGGAGUUUGGUUGUUAUUUGGACUGGUCUUAGGUAUCUUCAUCAUUGUCAAGUCUCUAAGUGGUGUCACUCCUUCAUUAUCAUGCUUGGAUCAUUACUAUAUCCACAUUUUGUUCCUCCUUCUCAUACUAACAUCUCUCGCAUUAAUUGCUUCGAGUUUUGUACUUGCAACAAGUCAGAGAACUCUUCGGAGGACGGAAAAACUGAAAGAAACUGUGGUUAAUAUAGGAGAAGAAGCUCUUGAGGCCAUAGGAAGAGUAAUGAGAACAACUAAACAAAUAGAAUAUCUUCUACUUCCAUAUAACCCACAAAUAUCUAUGAGCUUGAAUUCCACAACCGAAGCUCUUAGAACAAACUCGCGCGUGAUUCGUCGUUUUAUUGACAGAAGUGAACAAUCAUUCAACAAAGCCACUCAUACUUCGCAUACAGCCCAUAUCGUUGUUCUAGGCCUCAAUUUAGUAACACUGGUUGCAUCACUAGUUCUAAUGCUACUGUAUUGGCGUCCUGGAUUUAUAAUCAUAAUUCUAUGCCUUUGGAUUCUAACAAGCCUGUGUUGGUUCUUGACUGGUUUUGAUUACUUCCUUCACACUUUUGCAGAUGAUGCUUGUUCUGCCUUAGAGGACUUUGAGAAAAAUCCACAAAACAGUAGCUUGGGUUCGAUGUUACCGUGCAUAAAUAACUCAUUCUCUGGGAAAUUGAUAGCUCAAAUUGGCAGCACCAUCCAUAGUUUCAUAGUUGAGUUGAAUUCUAAUGUGUCAGUAUUGUAUGAGCUCCUAGGAAUAAGCCAAGAAAAGGAAGAAAUAAUAGGAGUCAUGAAAAUUUGUAACCCUUUCUCUGGAGCACCAAAUUACACCUACAUUCCACAAAGUUGUCCUCAUGACGCCGUUCGAAUUGGUGAUUUACCAAAAUUUCUUGCAAGGUUCACAUGUAGCCGAGAGGAUACAAUAGAAAAAUGCAGAAAGAACGGAAGAUUUGUUCCACAAACCUCAUACAACAUGGCUCAUGCAUAUAGUAGAUCAAUCCAGGACAUGCUUGAUAUAUAUCCGGACUUGCAAAAACUAUCAAAAUGCACCAUGGUGAAGAACAAAGCUUCUGAAAUUGUGCUGCAUCAAUGCAAACCAAUAAGAGUUUCAACUAAACUGUUGUGGGCUUUGAUGAUGUCUCUUUCGAUUAUUAUGGUAGUCUUGGUGUUCGCAUGGGUGGUAGAGGCUCUUCGAUGCUGGAAAAAACCAGUUUCUACAUGGUUUAGGAUUUAA
Molecule: messenger RNA, 1482 nt
Organism: Vicia faba (fava bean)
Lineage: Eukaryota; Viridiplantae; Streptophyta; Magnoliopsida; Fabales; Fabaceae
Source: the annotation of a GenBank genome assembly